Messenger RNA from Botrytis deweyae, 915 nucleotides. RefSeq lists its product as uncharacterized. The record is from RefSeq and is a predicted model, not a curated record. Bases 1 to 915 code for a protein of 304 amino acids. The transcript is spliced from 3 exons. NCBI's taxonomy places the organism in Eukaryota, Fungi, Ascomycota, Leotiomycetes, Helotiales, Sclerotiniaceae.
AUGAUGAGUGAGCAGACAUCACCUCCACCGCCUGACUGGCCCAAAAGACCAAUUCUUGAUUACACGAAAGACGACGAUCGUGUCUCCAUCUGCUUAGGAAAUGGACCUCCAGAAGCACCAAACAACAUAGUUUACCAUGUCUCACGGCUGCGCCUGGCCUAUCAUUCCCCACGCUUUCGUAAGCUUUCCGAUGAAGAUGUUAGCUCGCGUGGGUUCGGUUUCUGCGAGAUCUCGAAGUUUUGGAGGGACAAGCCUGAUAUUUUCGGUCAUAUAGUACAAUACGUGAAUACUGGAUCGAUCAUUAUCCCAACUCAUGUUGCCCACAAUACAUUACUCUCUGCUUGCAACGAGUGCUCACCGUCCUCCAUCGAAAAACGCUACAAAGCCGGUCUGAGUCUUUCAACCCUAGUGCAUAUUUGGUAUCUUGCAGACUUUCUCAUGAUGCCGCAUUGCCAAAAUGUUACGAUAGAUCAUAUGUACCGACUUCUUUGCCACAUCGCCACUCAUAGUCGUGGGUAUGAGUGGUUUUAUGACGGCAGCCCUCUCAUUAUCAACGAGUUUAUCGAUGCUCUUCAAAUCGCAGUCACCGCCGAAUCAACAAUGGCUGGAGGAAUCAAUCAGGUUCUGCUUCUGCUCGAAGAAUUCCUUGCUUGCCAUUCUACCUACCAUAGGUGGACACGAGAGCAAAAAGAUUUGGUACCAAGAUCAGUUCUUGAGGGUGCAAUGUUUGUGGUUCGAGAGAGAAGUGCGGAGCAAAGACGACUCACAAAUGAACUACCUGAGGAUAUUCGAGAAGCUACCGUGAGAAUAGUGGGUGAAUUUUUUGUGCAUGAUAAUGUCGACAAAGGAUGUUCCUUUCACGAUUUGAGCGUGGACUUUGAUUUCGAUGAUAUUUCGGGGCCGCAUUGGGAAUAA